AUGGCAGCCAACUUGGCUGCCUAAAUCCAGUGGGAACUGAGCAGUUGACAGCCCACAAUACUGCUGUCAUACAGCUGGCCCACCUCACCAACUAGCAACCCACUUGCCCAAUUGUCUAGGCCUCCUUCCAGCCACUUUCCAGCUGGUUUCCAGCCACUUUCCAGACAGGUGCAGCCAUUGUUGACUAGUCAAAUAGGUUAGAAUUCAAGGCAUUCCAACAAAAGUGGAGCCUUAUUUUGGGACUCACAAAAAAGGAAAUGUGAAACCAUUUUAUGUAGCAGGAGUAUUAAAUCAUACACAUGGCUGUUGCAUAUGUAUAGUGGGGCUUUAUAGAAAUAUGGCCAUUGAGAUCAAUCCUCUUUCUCCAUGUGGGGGUUUAUUUGUUUUUAUUUCCUUCUCCACACUCUAUAUUUGCAUGUUGUUGCAUUUUCACUGGGCCAUUGGGUAUAAAGUGAUCAAUCUAUUGUCAGAUAUAAGUUUAGAACAUCACACAGGGAACAUAUAUCUUGACGUGUUCUAAUUGAACUUGGUUUUAUUUUUAGUUCAACAGUAGGCAGAAGGCAUAAUAGUGGAUAGUUUAAAUGACAUUUAGUUAAAUUUCUGAUGGCAGAUGGGGUGAUGUCAGCUGAAUGGUCAGCUUCAAGCGAGUGGGUUCUGAUAACUGGGGGGUGUGACGGUGCAAUUCGCUUUUGGGACAUCAGGCGAGCUGGAUGCUUUCGUGUUUUAGAUCAGUCCCAUUGUCAGCUUGGGAGACGCCCUCCUCUACUUGCACGUUCUGCUCCAAAUAAGAGUUCAACUUCUAAAUCUCCAUCAGCAGUUCAUACUUCAUCUAUAAAGGCUCGUCCAUCUCUACGAAAAUCAUUAAUUGGUAACAACCACAGGCAGUCUUUUAUUGAUAGGCAAGUUAGUAGGGGGUCGUUGAGGCAGAGAUCACAUCCAGGGAUGUUAACCACUCAAGAUCGUGCCACUGCUCACUAUGGUGUUGUAAGUAGUUUGAAAGUGACUAAUGAUGGCAUGUAUCUCUUAAGUGCAGGUUCUGAUUCAAGGCUAAGGUUAUGGGAUAUAGGAUCUGGUUGUAAUACAUUAGUGAACUAUGAAACUGCACGCCUUCAAACGACCAAGGCUCUACAAGUUGACAUAUCCCGUGAUUCUUCUGUCGCUUUCGUUCCAUGCAUGAUGACCACUAAAGCCUUUGAUCUAUGGUCGGGAAAGGCAAUGAUGAAUUUUCAUGGGCAUUACGAGAAUGUAAAUUGUUGUUGGUACAAUCAUCAGGACCAGGAACUAUACACAGGAAGUAAUGACAAGCAAAUCCUGGUGUGGUCGCCAACCAAAAUUGCAAUUGAAGAAGAAUCGGAGGUAAAGAUGAAAUUGGGUGUUGAUGAAGAUAAUUGGAGUGACUGACUGAAGACCAUUGCUUCUUUUUACUGGGUUUGAAGGUUCUUCUAUUGUUCAUUCCUCUUCAGUAAUAAUUUUAUGUUUCGUUGCCAAAGCUCACAUGAAGUGAACUUAUGAACAAUAUAGCAUUCAAUGGAUUGAAAACAGAGUUCACACUAUCAAGUAGUUUUUGGUUCAAUAUUUUCCGGUUCGGUUUAUUUGGUUAUUUCAAAAAAUUUCAGCAUGGGUU
This is a messenger RNA of Cuscuta campestris, 1624 nucleotides long. Lineage: Eukaryota; Viridiplantae; Streptophyta; Magnoliopsida; Solanales; Convolvulaceae. The record is from the annotation of a GenBank genome assembly.